Molecule: messenger RNA, 2614 nt
Organism: Anopheles aquasalis
Lineage: Eukaryota; Metazoa; Arthropoda; Insecta; Diptera; Culicidae
Product: lipase 3-like
Biological process (GO): lipid metabolic process
Source: RefSeq, a predicted model, not a curated record
UUUACUAUCCGUUUGCUCUCGAACCAUCGCGGACGCGUUUCUCGUAGCUGCUCCUUCUGCUCGUGUGCUUGUUUGUUCGUCCCGCAGCUGCUGGCUGCUGCCGGCGAGUGUCUGAUCUCGCCACGCCAAAAGCGCAUCAUAAAAACGCAUCGCAGCAGGCAUCGCGACGGCAACGAGAGGGUUCCAGCAGUGGUGUACAAAGUACGACGAAACACAUUUGGAAGUGGAUCGAGUUCAACCGGAGGCGAGCUUGGAAGAAAAGAAAGUUCCUCAUAAACCACACAGCGUCGGAAUCGGUCAGUCGUCUGUGAGCGGCGUACAUCACGGAACUCUCGUAUGCGAUCACCGUCCGUUUUGGUGCAUGGCAGAUAGAUCGCAAUAAAACUGUGGCCGCAGCGGUCAGAGGGAGAGGUGCGUGGCUGCUGGGUCCUGUGGUUACUUUGUUUCCGCCGCUGUGCAAGUGUUAACUCCUUCGACAAGAGCUGCUCGUUCAACUGCGUGCGAUCGGUGACCGAGUCGCGGUGCGCGCGAAGAACCUUUGUCCCGUCCCGGGUCGCGGCGUUAUCGAUAAGCGGCCUACGAAGUGAUCGAUCCCAACCGGUCGGUUCCGGGUAUAAAUGCGCGUUCUGAAUGGAUUGCGAGCGUCAGUAGUUACCCGAACUGUCCCCCAUCACGGCGCACAGUGCACGACGAGUUGACUGACACACUUUCGUGACCGCAAAGAAGACGGUCGUCGGCUGUGACUCAUCGUCCGUUUCUGGUCGCAUCUCCGUUUGUGGCGCGUCGUCGUGACUGCUGGUGGAGGCUCAAGUGUUGAAGCGAUUGUCGUCGUGCUGCUUCCGUGUGAUCGAACCAGUUUCUCAGGCGUUGCAAUCGCGCGGCGCGAGAGGUGCCAGUUCCCACGCUUAUCGUGCCAGGCAAGAAACAAACAAGAUGACAUUAUUACGGUGGCCAAGGUGUAAAAGUGUGGUGCUCCUACUCAUCCUAUCGCUGGUGGCGAGACCGAGCGCAGGGCAAGGGUUGUUCGACAAUUUGCUCUCGCAGCUAAUGACGACGGCGACUUCGGCGCAAAACUUUCUCGGUGAUGCGUACGAUCAGCGACAAGGUCGUGGCACCGAACCACCCACAGUUGCGGCGGCGGGGCCUGCUGCGGUAACGGCGAAUGGUAUCGGUAGCGGAGCAUCGCAACAAUCGGAAUCGACCACCCAGCAAACGGUACAACCGUUCGCCGAAAACCCGACCACACAGGGCACGCGGGCUCCACCAACGCACCUGCCUUUCUGGAAUCCGUUCGUCUGGUUGCGCCCCAAGGAACCGGCCAUCCCGUACAAUCCCGAUACGGAUCUCAGCACGCCGGAAAUUGCAGUCCGUCACGGGUACGCCGCAGAGUCACAUACACUGAAAACGGCCGAUGGCUAUCUACUCACCGUGCACCGGUUACCGUGUGGACGGGCAGGAUGUACGGCACAGGGCGGCAAGGGUACGGGCCAGCCCGUCUUCCUGCAGCAUGGUCUACUGUCGAGCUCAGCCGAUUGGCUUCUCAGCGGACCGGACCGAGCCCUUGCCUUCAUACUGGCCGAUGCCGGAUAUGACGUGUGGUUGGGCAAUGCCCGUGGCAAUACCUACUCCCGGAAGCACGUAUCCCUCAGCAGUGACGAGACGGCGUUCUGGGACUUUAGCUGGCACGAGAUGGCCAUGUACGACAUACCGGCCGAGAUCGACUAUCUUUACAUGAUACGAGAACAGGAACGUAACGACACACGGCGUAAUCUGCUGUACAUCGGUCACUCGAUGGGCACGACGAUGGCCUUCGCGCUGCUGGCAAGUCGCCCAGAGUACAACGAGAAGCUGGAGGCCGUAUUUGCACUGGCACCGAUUGCCUUCAUGGGCCACGUGAAGAGCCCCAUACGGCUGCUGGCACCGUUCUCGCACGAUAUCGAGAUGAUACUGAAAUUCUUCGGUGGAAACGAGUUCAUGCCACAGAACAAAAUCAUUCGCUACCUGGCCAAGUACGGUUGCGAGCUGACCGAGGCGGAGAAGUACAUCUGCGAGAAUACCGUGUUCGUGCUGUGUGGCUUCGACAAGGAGCAGUACAAUGCCACGCUGAUGCCGGUCAUCUUCGGACACACACCGGCCGGUACAUCGACGAAAACCGUCGUACACUAUGCGCAGGAAAUCCACAACGAGGGCAGCUUCCAGCUGUUCGACUAUGGGGAGCAUGAAAAUCAACGCCGAUACGGUCGGGUGACGCCACCGGUUUAUGAUCUCGAUAACAUUUCUACGCCGAUAGCGCUGUUCUAUGCGAACAACGAUUGGCUGGCGGGGCCGCUCGAUGUGGCCAAUCUGUUCAACCGGCUGCACCGUACCUCGAUCGGUAUGUUUAAGAUACCGAACGACAACUUUAAUCACGUCGACUUCUUGUGGGGUAAUGAUGCACCGGAGGUCGUCUACAAGCAGCUGCUGAUGCUGAUGCAACGGUACCGGUAGACGGAACCGGAGGUGCACUGAUGUUGCGGCUGCGGCUGCAGUGCUUUUCCUGUAAAAUUAAUAUAAAAAAAACCAUCUCAUGACUGCAUUUUCUGUGUGAAAAUAAAACGAUAUUAUUAAGAUUGUC